Messenger RNA from Morone saxatilis (striped sea-bass), 6184 nucleotides. It is a transcript of the gene pik3cd, whose product is annotated as phosphatidylinositol-4,5-bisphosphate 3-kinase, catalytic subunit delta. Gene Ontology annotation, molecular function: 1-phosphatidylinositol-4-phosphate 3-kinase activity; 1-phosphatidylinositol-3-kinase activity. The record is from RefSeq and is a predicted model, not a curated record. Lineage: Eukaryota; Metazoa; Chordata; Actinopteri; Moronidae. Gene Ontology annotation, biological process: phosphatidylinositol-mediated signaling; cell migration; phosphatidylinositol 3-kinase/protein kinase B signal transduction. Gene Ontology annotation, cellular component: plasma membrane; cytoplasm; phosphatidylinositol 3-kinase complex.
CAGAGGAGCUGACGGUAAAUGAGAGGCCGUCACCAUGCCCCCGGGGAAGUAUGGGAUGCAGGAGGAAUGGGAGAAGGAGGGGGACCAGGAGAUCUUGAUGGACUUCCUGCUGCCUACUGGGAUCUUCCUCAAAUUCCCUGUGUCUGGAAAUGAGACCAUCAAAAACAUCAAAAAAAUGGUUUGGAAAAAUGCCAGAAGCGAGGCCCUGUUCAGUGGAUUGGGUGAUCCCGACGCAUACGUCUUCACCUGCAUCAACCAGACAGCAGAGAGGGAGGAACUGGAGGAGGAAUCUAGGCGUAUAAGUGAUGUGCGGCCCUUCAUGUGUGUUCUGAGGCUGGUGGCGAGGGAAGGCGACCGAGUGGAGAAACUCACCAACACCCAAAUCAGCCUGUUAAUUGGCAAAGGCCUGCAUGAGUUUGAAGCUCAGAAGAACCACGAGGUGAAUGAGUUUCGGACUAAGAUGCGUACGUUUUGCGAAGAGAAGGCUCAGGAACGGCAGAUGUUGCCGUGGCAGCAGUGGAUGGAAUACAGCUUCCCAUGUGACCUGGAGCCAUGCUGCUCUCCGCCCAUGAGUGGGAGCAUAAAGUCAAAAAGCACCAAGAUUUUCAUCAACGUCAAGUUUGAGGCUUGUGAUGAAAGCUUCAUGCUGCAGCAGGACCCUCAGGAUUUCCCAGUGGUUCUGAUGAGAAGCGCCGUGAAGAAGAAGGCCACCGUCUUUCGCUCAGUGCGACAGGAGCCUGAGGACUACACCUUACAGGUCAACGGGAGGUGGGAGUUCAUCUAUGGGAAACACCCCUUGUGCCAGUUCAAAUACAUUUUCUCAUGUUUGAGAAACGGCCAAAACCCUCAUCUAACCAUGGUGCACCACUCCACCAUCAGCAAAUAUCAGGAGGAGCAGCGCAGAAUGUGCAGCCAGGUAUACAAGAGUCGCUCCCUGUCCAGACCUCCUCCGCUGCCCCUGAAGAAGCAGAACACCUCUUCUUUGUGGUCCAUCAAUGAGCCUUUUUACAUUAACCUAGUGCAGGGCAGCCGAGUCAACGCAGACGAAGGAAUGAAGCUUGUGGUGCAGGCAGGUCUGUUCCAUGGCAGCGAACUGCUCUGUAAGGUGGUGACAAGCCCAGAGGUGGCAGUGUCCUCCGAGCCGCUGUGGGAUCAAAAGCUGGAGUUUGACAUUAACGUGGCUGACCUGCCUCGCAUGAGCCGCCUGUGCUUUGCUCUGUAUGCUGUCAUUGAGAAAGCCAAGAAACCCAGAGGCACCAAAAAGAAGAAUAAGAAAGCGGACUGUCCGAUAGCCUGGGUGAACACCAUGGUGUUCGACUACAAGGACCAGCUGAAGACUGGGGAGUUCCUCUUGUCUACUUGGCCAUCUGUUCCUGAUGACAAAGGUGAUCUGUUGAACCCGAUGGGAACAGUCGAGAAGAACCCCAAUGUGGACAGUGCUGCGGGCCUUCUCAUUCGCUUCCACAACAUCCGGCCUCAUCCUCUCUAUUACCCUCCACUUGACAAGAUAAGUGAUGUGGAGAAGAAUGGUGAUGCAGUUAUUCCCACUAAAGAAGAGUACAUGAAACUAAAAGAAAUCAUGGACAACAAAAACUACACCGAGUUUUUCGAGGACGAGAAGGAGCUCUUGUGGAAGCUUCGCACAGAAGUCCGCAACCGUUAUCCGGAAAGUCUGUCCAAGCUGCUCCUCAUCACCAAGUGGAACAAGCGUGAGGACGUAGUUCAGAUGGUGAGUUUACUAAGGAAGUGGCCUGACCUUCCUGCCAUUCAUGCCUUGGAGCUCUUAGAUUACAGUUUUCCCGACCCAGCGGUCCGUUCUUUCACCAUCAGAUGCCUCAGGAAGCUCAGUGAUGAUGAACUGCUACAGUACUUAAUCCAGCUGGUCCAGGUCCUGAAGUAUGAGUCCUAUCUAGACUGUGACCUCACCACGUUCCUGCUAGAGAGGGCUCUGUCCAACUGGAAGAUAGGACACUUUCUGUUUUGGCAUCUCAGGUCAGAGAUUCAUGUGGCAUCUGUGAGUUUGCGUUUUGGACUGAUUCUGGAGGCCUACUGCAGGGGAAACAUUCACCACAUCAAGCUCUUAACCAAACAGAACGAGGCCCUGGGCAAAAUGAAGGCCCUGAGCGACUUUGUCAAGUCCGGCUCCCAGAAGAUGACAGUGGAUGACCUGAAGCUGUGUAUCAGACAGGAGUCCUACCUCGAGGCCCUGUCAGACCUGCUGUCACCACUCAACCCCAGCAUCAUCCUCACUGAGAUCUGUGCAGAUAAGUGCAGGUUUAUGGACUCCAAGAUGAAGCCGCUCUGGCUGCUGUAUAAGAACCCCCAGGUUCAAGGAGAGAUGGUGGGCAUCAUCUUCAAGAAUGGAGAUGAUCUUCGACAAGACAUGUUGACCCUUCAGAUGAUCCAGCUCAUGGAGAAUUUAUGGAAGAAAGAAGGCCUGGAUCUCAGGAUGAUCCCAUAUGCCUGCUUGUCCACUGGAAACAAGAUGGGGCUCAUCGAGGUAGUGAAGAACUCAGACACCAUCGCCAAUAUCCAGCGUAACAGCAGUAACAGUGCCGCCACCGCUGCCUUCAACAAGGACGCCCUACUUAACUGGCUGAAAUCUAAGAAUCCUGAGGACAAACUUGAUCAAGCAAUAGAAGAGUUCACGCUGUCCUGUGCUGGCUACUGUGUAGCUACUUACGUCUUGGGCAUUGGAGAUCGUCACAAUGACAAUAUAAUGAUCAGGGAAACUGGACAGCUGUUCCACAUUGACUUUGGGCAUUUCCUGGGCAACUUCAAGCGGAAACUAGGGAUCAACAGGGAGCGUGUGCCUUUUAUCUUGACUUAUGACUUUGUCCAUGUGAUCCAGCAAGGGCGAACGAACAACAGUGAGAAGUUUGAGAGGUUCAGGGAAUACUGUGAGCGAGCCUAUAAGAUCCUGUGUCGCAAUGGGAUGCUGUUUGUCAACCUCUUUGCUAUGAUGAAGGCAGCAGGACUGCCAGAGCUCACCUCCUUCAAAGACAUCCAGUAUCUAAAGGACUCUUUAGCUUUGGGUAAAUCAGAGGAAGAGGCACUGAAGAAUUUCAAAGUGAAGUUCAACGAAGCUCUGCGGGAGAGCUGGAAGACGAAGGUCAACUGGAUGAUGCACUCCUUGGCCAAAGAUAAUAGACCAUGAAGAACACUGCUCCAAGGGAACCUGAAGACCAAAAAUGUUGGGUUUUAAACUUAUGGAGAUAAAACGGAAGAAAACACAAUCAAAUAUUUUACUUUAUUAAUGGAAUUCAAAGAGACUCAGCAAAUGUUUACAUCUCACUGGCCUGUCUGUGGUGCAUAACGACUAAGUGGAGGCAUCCAAAGACAAUGAUGUAAUCAUGGAACAUAGUUUCAAUACACAGAUACUUUAGCAAUGAAGGACAUCCAUCACACUCAUUGUUCUGCCCUCAAACAAUGGAUUGUCUUGAGGACACAUCAACAAAACGUAUAAACUGUGCUUUUUUGACGUGUUAAAAUUGCUACUUGAAAACCACCUGCUCAUGCAAAAGUAUCAUGAAUCAUUGAAACAGAAGCAGAGACUGAAAGUUCAUCUCACCGACCGCAUUACUCAGCAGGGAGCAAACUGCGAACCAACUUUAUGAUGACUUUAAUCGACACUGUUUAGUCGCGAAGUACAAUAACAAGGGCGGCAGUUUCAUCUCAAGUUUUUUGUAUGGUUUACAACUCUCGAUGGCUGUGUCAUUUCUUCUCAUUGCAAAUGCCUCUUUUGCAAUAUCAUCUUGUUUUUUUUAUUUUAUUGUAUUUUAUUUAUUUUGUUAGCUUUGAAGUACUUGUACAAAGUCAUGAGGGAUGUGUUUUACUGCUGUAUUGAUGUAAUAUUGCCUUGAAGUGCAGUAUGAUGCCUUUCUAGUGCCAGUAGACAGGAAGCAUUGUAACAUUUACAAUUUAUUGUAAAAUGAGAAGAUAAGUGGUAUAAAUGGGACCUUUAUUUUGAUAACACCCCUGUGUACCUGGCUGUGUUACCCAGAAAACUCUUACCAAACAGCUACUAUGCAUUUAGGGAACAGUUUGACAUUUUGAUAAAAAAAUUUGCUUUCUUGUUGAAAGUUGGAUGGGAAGGUCAGUACCACUCAUAUCUGUGUGUCUAAUGUGAAGCUGGAGUCAGCGGCAUUUAGUUUGGCUAAAGCUUGGCUGGCUCUGUUGGAACCAAGCAGCAGCCUCCAUGGUCGAGAAAUGAAACCAACGCACUAUUCCUGAAACAGCCAUUUGAGGCUGGCUCCAGAAGUGGUCAAUCUCCAUAAGGCUCCAUAUUUAACGGUUUUGGUAUCUGUAGCAAAAAUGCCCCGUUCAUGACAACCGUAAGUGUUUUUAUGUAACUCCCUUGUUUAAAUUAUACCAAGGCUUAUACGUUAUUAAGAUCGUGCCAUCACAGGUGGCUGGUUUUAGCAACUAGGCUUCAUUUGGUCUGCCUCAGUUUAUUUUUGUAUUAGUCCUGAGCCAGCGGAGUCAGGAGUGCCAAGAUAGCAACGGCCUGAGCCGAAAACACUGAGCUUCACUACAGCUCAGCAACCUAUGCGUGAUGUCAUAGAAACCAAGUCAAUUUUUAAUUAUAUAGUCUAUGGUUGAAAUAUAACUAAAUCUGACCACAGGCACCUAAAGCUAAAUCUACAGCUCACCAAUUAACACAUUACAUUUUGUUUGUUUACUAAAGUGCAAAAAGGACACGUUGGAAGUAUUAUGUAGCGAGUAUAGUCUUUAUACUAAGAUCAGCUGUGUCAUGGCCCCAGGUUCAUAUAAGAGUGAUAUUGCUUUUCUCAUCUAACUCUCAGCAAGAAAGUGAAUAGGUGUAGUACCCCAAAUGUCAAACUAUUCCUUUAAUGACAACUACCAUUAGCUAAUGAAAAAGAAAUGAUUUCAGGCGCUAGGCAAAGCUAUCAUAUAGAUGUUUGGUCCAAGGAUCAGACAAAAUAUUGAAUACAUGGGGCAUUACAACCCAAAUAGGAAUCUGUGGACUCAUUUAAGCCAUAGAGGUGUGGUUUUGUUUCUAAAAUGGUGGUACUGUACACAUGGCCCUUAUGAAAGUGUAAAUCUGGACUAUGUGUACUAUCUCUGAUGAUGCAGUCUGUGUGUGUGUGUGUGUGUAUGUGUGCGUGCCUGUAAUUGUCUGAUAUUUAAGUUAUGUACUGUGUAAUUUACAUUCCAUUUUUGAACUGAUGUGCCAGGUGCCGUGCAAGAGAUUUCAUGCUUGUAGUGACAAACACCUCUAUACUUGGACAUAUCUAAUGCUGUGCAAAAUUGUGUUUGUCUUUCAAAGCCUGUGUGCUUUAUGAUUGAAUUUUAUGGUCCAUUCAGACUACUUUACAUGCUAUAUAUCUAGCUGACAGUCCUGUAAGGAAGACGCUUUUCAUAACAUUUUUAUUUUGCAUAGCAGUUAAAAUGAUCUGUAACGUUUGUAUGAGUCUCUUUACAAUGAUGACUUUUACAGAAGGGCAAGUGUAGCUGUAGAUUACACAGCAAGAAGAUUUAAAAGCUACUGAAAUAUUCACUGUGGAAUAGACUUUAAAUAUGGGCCGUCAGUGUCCCUCAGUAUGGGCUCAGCUAAACACUGCUGCUUUAAGCUGCUUUUGAGGAGGAGUGAGUCAUUUUAAGUAGAUGGGCUACUUUAGCUAAUUGUAAAAUAUACUGCUGUUGCCUUUUGAAUUUAUUGUAAUUCAUGAAUUCUGUCCAAUGGUACAAAUCUGUUAAUAUUCAGGCCUCAUUUUCAUGUGUGCAGCUAAAACGGAUAAGUCCUCCUGAUCUGUCCUUUGUCCGCAUCCUGUUUUCACAUUUGUUUCACUUGCUGUUGGGAGGGAAACAUGCACUCAAUAAACAGUUUGCAAUAGCAGAGUGCACUGAAACUUUCUAGGCUCUAAGUCAUAUGUUAGCUUUAUUUUCUUUCUAUGUUUUGAAACUUAAAAAAGGUUGAUCAUAGAUGAAGGCAAAAGCCACCAGUCAGCCCUCUUUUCAAUUGUAUUUUAGAGCAAUGGCCUGUUAAAGUGUGUGGGAGUUCACACUUCACAAAAACAUGUCUUCCCCCCCAACCCUUAACCAAAGUGUAAAAUAUCUGAUAAUCCAGUUCUCUGUCAGGCAUAUCAGCCUUAUGUGACAUCACCAAAAGAAAGGUAAAUAAAUGAUUCAUUUUAUCAAUUCCCAACCGUCUUAUCUGGGG